AUGGAGCAGAUCACCGAGUCCUCUUCCGUCAUCUUCAAGGGCGAUGUCCCGCUCGCCGUCCAGAGGCAGAUCGUCCAGUUCUCCAACUUCCACCUCAAGGACGUCAACUUCGCCCACUCGACAGGCCAGCGCCUCGCUCUCACCGAGGCCUCAGUCUACCGACGUCCCGAGGACCGCAAGCUGCAGUCCCGCGUCGUCUAUACCAUCACUGUUGACCACGAUAUGCUUAACCGGCAACAGACCAUGCACGGCGGCUGCACGGCGUUCAUCGUCGAUGUAUGCUCGUCGGUCGGGCUCGCGUUCCUCGGCAUGGUCCAGGGCAAGCCGGCCGACUUUGUCUCGCAAUCGAUCGUGACCACGUACCACGCGCCUGCGCCACUCGGCGCGAAGCUCAGCGUGGUAAGCACGACGACGUCGUUCGGCGCGCGUACGGUCGCGUCGCGGGUCGAGAUAUGGGAUGUCACGCACGGCCGGUUGUGCAUCUCCGGGACACACAACAAGAUGACACCGAAGCUACCGACGCCGACGCCAGCCGGCCUAGGGGCAGGGGGAGCGAAGCUGUAG
Molecule: messenger RNA, 564 nt
Organism: Epithele typhae
Lineage: Eukaryota; Fungi; Basidiomycota; Agaricomycetes; Polyporales; Epitheliaceae
Exons: 5
Coding region: 1-564 (187 amino acids)
Molecular function (GO): fatty acyl-CoA hydrolase activity
Source: RefSeq, a predicted model, not a curated record